Molecule: messenger RNA, 657 nt
Organism: Lentinula edodes (shiitake mushroom)
Lineage: Eukaryota; Fungi; Basidiomycota; Agaricomycetes; Agaricales; Omphalotaceae
Exons: 3
Coding region: 1-657 (218 amino acids)
Source: RefSeq, a predicted model, not a curated record
AUGCUGUCUUGGUCACUUCUCGCGUUUGCCUCUGCUGCUCUUGCUGCCCCCGCUGCCAGCAACCUCCAAUGUACACCAGCAGUCAACGGGACCUUGCAGCUCGAUAUGCUCGAUAAUCCUAGCAUCACCCGCACUGGUGCAUCCCUUCAUGCACCGGAUUAUGUUGUUAAUGGUGUGGAGGCUUACCUUCUGAAGAUAUUCAGCCCUACAAACUCCGAGUUCAUUUUUAACACCUGCAAUUCCAGUUUCAUGGGUUGGGAUCAAUCUUAUAGUGAUACCGGCAUCUCCUUCCUUUAUGGCCAACUUCAAGAUGUCAACACUGGUCUUUGCGUUACUGGAUCUCAGCUUGGCGACUAUGUCACCACGGAAUUCUACGGCUCAGACUGCAGCGUCCUCGACGACGAAAGCCAGCUCCGCCAAUUCUUCAGGAUCGAAAUACAGCCGACUGCGUUUGGAGAAACCGGUCGGGAUCCUCUUCCGUCCAUUAGCUUUUUGGGUGUGCCGCAAUCCUCGGACCCGGAUGGUGCUGAACGAUACAGUUUCACGUAUUCGAGGGAUAACCUGGCAGAUGGAGACUCCCUCCCGAAUGUCGUUGCUACGAACCCGAGGAGUGAUGACUCAGAUCUUGGAUUCUAUGCACCACAGUAUUAUUUCUGA